This is a messenger RNA of Cuscuta campestris, 1503 nucleotides long. NCBI's taxonomy places the organism in Eukaryota, Viridiplantae, Streptophyta, Magnoliopsida, Solanales, Convolvulaceae. The record is from the annotation of a GenBank genome assembly.
AUGCUUUUUGCGCCUUCUCAUGAUAAUCAUACGUCUCUUGGCGGAUUUUUAUUUAUAAUUGACUGCUGAUUUUUUUGUCAGAAUCAUCUUUAUUUGGAAUGAAUUGACUGAACUUUUCUUCCUUCUCCCUAAGAAAACAUAGCCUUACCAGACAAGCCUCACUCUUACUCACCGCCAUUGAAGAAUCAAUGUCGAAAAAUAUCAUCAUGUUCAACAUUUGGGAGUCAAGAGAAUUUUGGCGAUGUUGGAGAGUUGUAUGCUGAGUUGCAGAGAGUAAGACAAAAGAAUGCAAUGCUUUUAGGCAUACUUUCAGGCUCAGCCAUGAAAGAAAAUGCUCCUUUUCUCAACAUAAACAAUCAACAAAGAAGCUAUCCCUCAAUUGCUCAUCCUGAAGAAGGAAUUGGAGAGGGGCAAAAGAUGGUUAAGUUGAAGACAGGUGAUGUAGAGGAUCUCAAGGAGUUAAAUGUAGAGGAAGACUCUAGCAAAGCAUCUUUCGAUUUCGAUGAGCAGCCUAUAGAAAGCCCUGAAAAAGAUUAUGGGUCUGACUUUGAUGAUGACAGAUAUCAGACACUGAAUAGUUUUGCAGCUGAAAUUCGUAAUAUAAGUAGAUAUGCUCAUAUCAAGGACGGUAGGGAGGUCUAUUUCAUAAAUCUUGAGGAGGACUGCCGUGGAAAAGUGCUCCUCUGCAAGGAUGUAUUGAAGAAAGUUGGCUGCUGCCCAUGUCAUUUUCUGUGGUGCUCCAAGAUAAGACCUCAUAUGUUUUAUGCAAGAUUAAAGAAGGAUGAAGCUGCAAAGCUCCCCAAUGUCAAAGGAGUUUCCAAAGUGAUUAAAGCAAGAGACCACCCUAGGUUGGCAUCUCAAUUGCUCUGGAAAGGGGCGUACGAAUGGUGGAAGCGCACCAAACGCAACCCUUAUGCGCGAAAGUCAUGGACAUGGGCCUACUUCGAUUGGGCCUUCAAGAAAGAGUAUAUACCAGCCCACUUCCGGGAAGAGAAGCGUGCCGAGUUCAUGGAACUACAGCAGGGGAGCAUGACCUUUACCGAGCUACGAGAAAAGUUUGAACAUCUAGCUCAGUUUGCACCUACGCUAGUAUCCUUACCGGCAGAUCGGAUCGAGGAAUUCUGGAAGAAGCUGCUUCCAGAUGUUCGACCGCACGUGUCUAUAUUGACCAUCACUGACUUCUCUGAAGCGUACGACCUUAUGGUGAAGGUUGAGAUAGACGUGGAUAAAUCUCAAGGCAAGCCUGAGUGCUGGAGGGGUUGGGCAAGGCAACUGACUGACGUGGCUAGUGGUGAGCUUUGUGUCAUCUCACCGAAGCAUGUCAUCUCACCAUCUUGCACGGAGCCUCCCACAAAUGCACGAGAGUCCGGGGAGACGUGCAAGCACGAGCUCUAUGUGGGACCAACGUGAUGAUGAAAUAAGAAAUUGAGGGAAGGGAAGAGCUUGAAGAGAUGAGAUCAUCUCAAGCGCAUGAAUUGCUAACAAUCAAAGAGGAGAUGGUUC